Lolium perenne is the source of this 1989-nucleotide messenger RNA. Its product is annotated as glycerol-3-phosphate acyltransferase RAM2. NCBI's taxonomy places the organism in Eukaryota, Viridiplantae, Streptophyta, Magnoliopsida, Poales, Poaceae. Gene Ontology annotation, molecular function: glycerol-3-phosphate 2-O-acyltransferase activity; phosphatase activity. Gene Ontology annotation, biological process: cutin biosynthetic process. The record is from RefSeq and is a predicted model, not a curated record. Gene Ontology annotation, cellular component: membrane.
UGCACUAGGUGCCGCUUUGCUGGCGGUCAUGCCGAAGCGCUUGGAUCAUACAAAACAAGGCCACGCGCGCGUGUGCGAUGCAUUCCAAGAAGCGUAGCUAAUUGGAACUGGAAACGUUCCAACACCUAACGACAUUCUAAGCGAGAAGCCUGCUUGUACUCCAUCUUUAACUCUCAUGCAAAGCAGGGAAGCGAGGCACACUAGACACUACUACUGGUUGAUAAUUAGCUCCGGGAUACUGAGUUGGAGUCGAUCAAUGGGAGCAACGAAGAUGACGGCCUCGCCAUUCCCGACGGUGCACAAGUGCUCGUCGGUGGACCGGAGCGACGACACGGUGGUGGCCGACCUGGACGGGACGCUGCUGUGUGGCCGGAGCUCGUUCCCGUACUUCGCGCACAUGGCGUUCGAGACCGGCGGCCUGCUCCGGCUGCUGCUGCUCAUCGUCCUGGCGCCGCUCGCGGGCCUGCUCUACUACCUCGUGUCCGAGUCCGCCGGCAUCCAGGUGCUCAUCUUCGCCUCCAUGGCCGGCGCCGAGGUGGCCGAGAUCGAGGCCGUGGCGCGCGCGGUGCUGCCCAAGUUCUACUGCUCCGACCUCCACCCGGAGUCGUGGCGCGUGUUCUCGUCGUGCGGGCGCCGGUACGUGCUCACCGCGAACCCGAGGAUCAUGGUGGAGGCCUUCCUCAAGGAGUACGCCGGCGCCGACGCGGUGCUCGGCACGGAGCUCGUGGUGUGGCGCGGCAGGGCGACGGGGCUCGUCGCCUCCCCCGGCGUGCUCGUCGGCGAGAAGAAGGCCGCCGCGCUCAGGCAGGCGUUCGGCGAGGCCAGGCCGGAGAUCGGUCUCGGCGACAGGAAGACGGACUACCCGUUCAUGCGGCUGUGCAAGGAGGGGUACGUGGUGCCGGCCCCGGCGCCGGGGCUCAGGCCCGUGCCGCGGGAGGACCUGCCGAAGCCAGUGAUCUUCCACGACGGCCGCAUCGUCCAGAAGCCGUCACCGGCGCUCGCGCUGCUCACCGUGCUCUGGAUGCCAGUCGGCUUCCUGCUCGCCUGCCUCCGCAUCGCCGCGGGCGCGCUCCUGCCGAUGCGCGUGGUGUACCACGCCUUCACCGCCCUCGGCGUGCGCGUCACCAUCAAGGGCACCCCGCCCCCGCCGGCCAGCCUCGAGACGGGCCAGACCGGCGUUCUCUUCAUCUGCUCCCACCGCAGCCUCCUCGACCCGAUCUUCCUCUCCACCGCCCUCGGCCGCCCCAUCACCGCCGUCACCUACUCCGUAUCACGGCUGUCCGAGAUCCUGUCGCCGAUCCGCACGGUGCGGCUGACCCGCGACCGCGCGGCGGACGCGGCCAUGAUCCGGCGCCUGCUCAAGGAGGGCGACCUGGUAAUCUGCCCCGAGGGCACGACGUGCCGGGAGCCGUUCCUGCUGCGGUUCUCGGCGCUGUUCGCGGAGCUGACCGACGAGAUCGUGCCGGUGGCGAUGGAGAACCAGAUGAGCAUGUUCCAUGGCACGACGGCGCGCGGGUGGAAGGGGCUGGACCCAUUCUACUUCUUCAUGAACCCGAGCCCGGGGUACGUGGUCACCUUCCUCAACAAGCUUCCCCAUGAGCUCACCUGCAAGGGCGGCAAGACCAGCCACGAGGUGGCCAACUACAUCCAGAGGCUCAUCGCAUCCACGCUCUCCUACGAGUGCACCAGCUUCACCAGGAAGGACAAGUACAAGGCGCUCGCCGGCAACGAUGGCUCUGUCGUCUCCAAGCCCAACAUCGACAAGAAGAAGGUCAUGGGUUCAUGACAAAACCACUACUGAUUAUUGAAGGCUAAAUAUUAAUCUCCAACCAAAAGAGCCAAUAUGUGACAAUAUUCAUGCUUCCUACUCGCUUUCGAUUAUGCAUGAUUUCGUUAUAUAUUUUUGUCUAUUUGAUGAGUUGAUCAUGUAGCCACCAACCACGCAUCUAGAUCUGAAAGUAGCAUAAUAUAUAACUUUAUGCGACCACA